UAAAGCAACCUCGCAUUGGAUACAGAGAGCAAUGCGAUGAACUAUUUCUUCACUUCACCAAAUCUAAUGACCAAACCAAGAAAACUAGAUAUAUCCAGAAACUGAAACAACAUGCCUUCAAGGCCUUUACCACCAGCUGGUCCAAACCUACCAAGACCAAGUUUCAUCAACAAAACAAGAGUCAUAUUCUUCAUCUUAACUAUCUCAUCUUCAGUAGUUAUUCUCUUUACAAUAAUUUACUUUCUUUACCAUCUUUGGAACUCCCUUUCAAACCGAGCUAGAACCAUUCCUUUUGACUCUAGUGCUCCUCUUAAGCUCCAAAGAUUUUGCUACAAAGAGUUAAAGAAUGCCACCAAUGAUUUUGAUGAUGCAAAUAUCAUAGGUAAAGGUGGUUCAGCUACCGUCUUUCGUGGCAUUGUCAGAGAUGGUAAACUGUUUGCCAUCAAAAGGCUUGAUGCUCUUUCUUUGCAAACUGACAGAGAGUUUCAAAAUGAGCUGCAGAUUCUUGGUGGGUUAAGAUCACCUUUUUUGGUUACCCUUUUGGGGUAUUGUGUUGAAAAAAAUAAGCGUUUGCUUGUUUACGAGUAUAUGCCAAAUAAAAGCUUGCAAGAAUCUCUUUUUGGAGAUGGUCAUCUGAGGUUGAAUUGGCAAAUAAGGUUUGAUGUUAUCCUUGAUGUUGCUAAAGCUCUCGAAUUUCUUCACUUUGGCUGUGAUCCGCCAGUGAUUCAUGGAGAUAUUAAGCCUAGCAAUGUGUUGCUUGAUUCUGAUUAUAGAGCAAAGAUUUCAGAUUUUGGAUUGUCAAGAAUCAAGGUGGAGGGUGAGUUAGGGGUGGAUUUGUUUAGUCAAGAGCUAUGGAAGAGCCAAGAGUUAUCUGGGAAUUUGGGUGGAACCACUGGUGAACAGACUCCAGCAAUUGGGACUCCUGUGGAGAGUAACACCACCGAGGUAGACUUCGCACUUGCCUUACAAGCUUCUUCUUCUACAAAAAACAGUAAAAAAUGUUACAAUGUUACGGCUCUGAAUUUAAAUUCGUUCAAUUAUAAUGCUAACUUAGCCAGUGAGAGUGAUUGUAAGGCUGGGAAUAAUGGAAAAGGGAAGGAGAUUAUUAGUGCGGAUACUGGUGGGGACGAUUGGAACACUAAGUUUGUGCCUUGUGAUGAUGAGUUUGGUGGUAUUGAUCAUAGUAAGGAGUUGAAUUCUAGGGCUACUUUGUGUGCUGAUGAGGCAGCGAGUAUGAAACAAUGGGGAAAGGAUUGGUGGUGGAGGCAGGAUGGGAGUGGUGAAUUGUGUAGUAAGGAUUAUGUCAUGGAGUGGAUUGGGAGUCAGAUAUGUCCAUCAAAUCCUGAUUGGGAUGAUGAUAAAAAGACCACUCCUGAGAAAAUUGAGUUCCACAAUUCAACUCAGUUGAAUAAGUUAGAAGAUAUUAAUGAACCCCAGAUCCAAGGAGUUGGAUUUGAAGCUUUAGAUAAGGGUUUUGAGAAUAAAGAAACAAAAGGCGGGAAAAAUGGGAAAAAGAGACAUAGGAAGAUGCAAGAAUGGUGGAAAGAAGAGCAUUUAGGUGAGAUAAGCAAGAAGGACAGUAGGCCGAAGCAGCUUAAGACAAGGUGGAAGAAAGGAUAUAAAAUGCUGCAUUUUGAUCUGGGAAGGCGAUUUUAUUUUCACAGGAGCAAGAAGUUUGAGGAACCAAAUCAAGAUGACUGUGAUGCAAAUGGAGAGUUCAGUUUUAGAAGGGGAUGGAGGAGAAAAAACAACAAUUCCAUUGGAAGUGACAUGUGGAGUGGGGAUCAUUUUAGUCGUGAGCUAAGCAGCACAACCAGCAUGAGAGGGACUUUGUGUUAUGUUGCGCCAGAGUAUGGUGGGUGUGGCUACUUGAUGGAGAAAGCUGAUAUUUACAGUUUAGGAGUUUUGAUCCUUGUGAUUGUGUCUGGUAGAAGGCCAUUGCAUGUUCUUGCUUCACCUAUGAGGCUUGAAAAGGCAAACUUAAUAAGCUGGUGUAGGCAAUUAGCUCAAUCCGGAAACAUAUUAGAUCUGGUGGAUGAGAGAUUGAAAGGUGAGUACAAUAAGGAGCAGGCAAGCUUGUGCAUAAAUUUGGCACUUAGUUGCCUGCAUAAAAUGCCUGAGUUGCGGCCAGAUAUUGGGGAGAUUGUAAGGAUCUUGAAAGGGGAGAUGGAUCUCCCAGCAACCCAAUUUGAGUUUUCUCCAUCUCCACCUUCUAAAUUAUACAGCGGAUCAAGGAGAAAACAGAAUGCCAAUGCAGACUAGUUUUUGCUAAUCCUUUCAGUUUUGCUUCUGCCUUUGCUGUCAAAUUGGGGUUUCAGUGACUGGUGAGUGUAACAUAGGAGAGAUGAUUCGAAGGCGGACUGAAGGUGUGAACCAUAAUGAUUAUGUUGCAUGCAUAUUAAAUGAAUGAUUUCCUCUUUCUUUUCUACUAACUUGAUCCAUAUAUUGAUGGCUAAAGUGAAGUUCGAUUUCUAUCCAAUAGCUUUAAUACUAUCAGUGUUUCCCAUAUGCAUCAUGUAAACAUUGUACAUUAUAUGAAUGUCAUCCACUUUCUUCUCUACU
This is a messenger RNA of Durio zibethinus, 2562 nucleotides long. Lineage: Eukaryota; Viridiplantae; Streptophyta; Magnoliopsida; Malvales; Malvaceae. The record is from RefSeq and is a predicted model, not a curated record.